Messenger RNA from Hipposideros armiger (great roundleaf bat), 5738 nucleotides. RefSeq names its product platelet activating factor receptor (gene PTAFR). Gene Ontology annotation, biological process: G protein-coupled receptor signaling pathway; chemotaxis. Gene Ontology annotation, cellular component: membrane. The record is from RefSeq and is a predicted model, not a curated record. NCBI's taxonomy places the organism in Eukaryota, Metazoa, Chordata, Mammalia, Chiroptera, Hipposideridae. The transcript is spliced from 3 exons. Bases 257 to 1285 code for a protein of 342 amino acids. Gene Ontology annotation, molecular function: G protein-coupled purinergic nucleotide receptor activity; platelet activating factor receptor activity.
ACUUAGGCCUGGACCUGCCUUCUGCCUCCUCCCCAUUGCCUGCCCAGCUUCCUGAGUUUCCUGAGAAGCCUUGCAGGAAACAUGCUCUUGACAGCCCUCACCAUCCCCUCAGCUUCUUUGUCACCUCCUAGACCACUGUCCCUGCUGUUUCUCAGAAUGAGGUACUUAUGAUUAUUCCCAGUUUGCAAAUUAAGAAACUAAGUCUCAAAGAGGCACAGGUAGGACACUGAACAGCAGCCUCUUCCAGCCCAGAGCGAUGGAGAGAAAUGAUUCCUCUCGCGUGGACUCUGAGUUCCGAUACACCCUCUUCCCGAUUGCUUACAGCAUCAUCUUCGUGCUGGGAGUCAUCGCCAAUAGCUAUGUGCUGUGGGUGUUUGUCCGCCUUUACCCUUCCAAGAAACUCAAUGAGAUAAAGAUCUUCAUGGUGAAUCUCACCAUGGCCGACCUGCUCUUCUUGGUCACCCUGCCCCUGUGGAUUGUCUACUACUACCAUCGGGGCAACUGGAUUCUCCCCGCAUUCCUGUGCAAUCUGGCCGGCUGCUUUUUCUUCAUCAACACCUACUGCUCAGUGGCCUUCCUGGCCGUCAUCACUUACAACCGCUUCCAGGCGGUGACACGGCCCAUCAAGACGGCACAGGCCACCACCCGCAAGCGUGGCAUCUUUUUGUCUGUGGUCAUCUGGGUGGCCAUUGUAGGCGCUGCAUCCUACUUCUUUGUCCUGGACUCCACCAACGUAGUGCCCAACAAGACCGGCUCAGGCAAUAUCACCCGCUGCUUUGAGCAUUACGAGAAGGGCAGCGUGCCUGUCCUCAUCAUUCACAUCUUCCUUGUGUUUGGCUUCUUCCUUGUCUUCCUCAUCAUCCUCUUCUGCAACCUGGUCAUCAUCCGCACGCUGCUCAUGCAACCCGUGCAGCUGCAGCGCAACGAGGAAGUCAAGCGCCGGGCGCUGUGGAUGGUCUGCAUGGUCUUGGCGGUGUUCAUCAUAUGCUUUGUGCCUCACCACAUGGUGCAGCUGCCCUGGACCCUGGCCGAGCUGGGCUUCCAGAACAGCAGCUUCCACCAAGCUAUUAACGAUGCUCAUCAGGUCACCCUCUGCCUUCUUAGCACCAACUGUGUCUUGGACCCCAUCAUCUACUGUUUCCUAACCAAGAAGUUCCGCAAGCACCUCUCUGAGAAGUUCCACAGCAUGCGCAGCAGCCGGAAAUGCCCCCUGGUCACCACGGAGACUGGCACCGAAGUGGUCUUGCCACUGAACCAGAUCCCUGUCAAUUCCCUCAAAAAUUAGUCUCUGAUUGUUGGGGCCAGGCCCAGAGGCUUCUCUCUCAGGGACAUUACUACCGACUUAGGGGGAAGAGGGGGUAUCUACUGUGGUCUGGGCACCUCCUCCCUGGGCACUGGGGGCCCACUAGAUAUGGAGGCUACCUCCCCAACGUAUGAUGAUGGCAGAGUCAGACUGCUGGAAAAUCCAAAACUUGAAUGAGCCCCUUCAGCCACCUUUGGGCACAUGCCAUAUUAACCUUGGCUGGUGACCUUAUCCUGAGUGCCCGAACCUGAUAGUUCUGGGAGGAAAGUCAGGGCCAGGGGCAAACCUGGUGGGAAGACUGAGGCAUCCAGUUCACUAAGCGGGGCAACAGCCCCAAGCGAGUGUGGCCUAAAGUUUUGUGCAAUCACUCCCUUUAUUAUUAUAAAGACAGAGAAGGGGGUUUUGGGAAAGGGACACUCCCCUGGCAGUGUGACAGUAUCUUUGGGGCAGACUUUUGAGGUAGGAUGGUGCCACCUUGUCUCCACCCAUGGAAAAAGGUCUUUGUGAGAUUUCUUUGGGGAAAUAGCUCAAUGGAAACGUCUCCCAACUCAUCCAAAAACCUGUCCUGAAUGAUGACCAGAGAAGAUAAAACAUACAUAGACCAAACACUAGGACAGAGAGAUUGUUUCCUGAGGCAGAUGUGUCUCUCUGCACAGGCCUUACCCCAGGCCUGGGUCAGCUCUGGUGGAGUGGCAGAGACACAUUCGUGCUACACCCAUCCGUCUGUCUCAAUAACAGACCCUGAUGAAGUACCUCCUGUGGGCAGCCACCCACUGUGGGUGGGAAAAGUCCCCUCAAACCCAAACUCAGGCUGUCCAAGGUACCGUGAUGCCCAGAGGCUUCUAUGACAACAGAGCAUAGGCUGGGAAGUGCCUGUGUGUGUGAAAUGCCCCAAGAGUGGAAGGAGCCUAUCAGUUCUCCCUGCAUCGCUUAGAGGCCCCUCCUAAUUUAGCUUCCAGGAGGUGGAAGGAGGAGUUAUGGUCUUAAGGGCCAGGAGACACUUGAAUUCUGGGUGCAGAAGAAAAGUGUCAGCUUCUCGAGGCUCUCUAAAUGUCUGCCUAUGAUUUUCAGCAAAUAAUUUCAAAUGACCCUCCUCUCACACCCUGAGCUGAGUACUUGCAGUAUGAACCUGAAAGUCCCAGACCCAAGGCUGAGAGGAGACUUCUCUGAUUUCCAGAGCCCUGUGGGCCUUCUGAGAAAUCUUCUUCCCUUCCAACUAGUGUCUCCAUAAAGUUGGGAUCCUUGUUCCCUGUCUAUUGGGCAAGCACUGGGUUGAUGAUUUUAAUAAUUGCUUCUCAAUGGGCCAGUAACCUGCUUGGGUCCAGGAUGGCAGCUGUGGGCUGGACUUAGCUGAUGGUGACCAGGUAGGUAGUGUAGCAUACUAGAGCUUUGGUGUCACACAGACCCAGGUUCAUAUCUUGGCUUUGUCACUUCCUGUUGAUGGACGGCGAGCUGAAUUUCCUACCUCAUAGGGUUGUUACGAGCAGUGAAUUAAGUUGCUGAGGCAAAUACCUCUUGGUCAGGGUGACUGCUCAUUCCAGGUUCUCCCUUUCUCUGAGAAUUUGUUCCCCUCAAUUUUAUAGGAGCCGAAUGGAUAAGAGGAGAGCAUCUAGCUCAAGUUGGGCCAGUCAGGUUCUUUCUCUCAGGAACAAGUAGCAAGAUUCAGGAAUGCUUUUUCAGGCUCUGCAGGUCACCUGCCUGAAGAUACAUAAACUCUGGAUCUGUGAGUGUGUGUGUCCACAUGCAUGUAUCUCAUCUAUCUAUGUGUAUAUGAGGGGGGUUGGGAGGGUGGCAGAGGGCAGCCAUAUGCAUGAAUGUACUAGAGAAAAUGGCUCUGCUCUGAGAGAAGAUGGAGGUGUAUAAAGCAAAGCAGAGACCAGAAGGAAACCCCAGGAGACUGGCGUGAGGAAGGGCAGUGCUUCCAGGGGCCUGCUGGCUCUCCUCCAGGCUAAGUCCUUCUUGAGGCACAACUGCACUUUUUUCUUUGGGGCCUGUGAGAGUGAGUCCUUUGUUAGGACACAUUCUCUUAUUUUGCUUAUGCUGAUUUGAGUUAUCUAUUACUUGCAACCAAAAGAGCUCUGAAUGAGAUAAAUGCUUAUAAGCUAAAGCACAGUGUUUCUCGAAUAUCAGUCAUUCAUCUACCCCUCUCUCAAUUUUUGCAGUAUCUAUGUACCAGCUGCAUGUUUACUUAAUAAAUAUUUUUCUUUAAAUCGAGUCAAUUUUUAAUACUUAAAUGUUUAAAAAGGAUACUUUGUAACUCAAUUGUAAAUGAAAGCAAAUGCUACCAGCCAUACAUAGAAGGUAAACAUAAACAUAAAGCAUAAUUAUUAAAAUUAAAAUGUUCUUGGUGUUCUAUCUAAAGUUACCUCCUAUGUCCCAGGAACUUGGAUAACGCACUUCAGGAAACACUGCUAUGGUAUGUAUAAGGUCUGCGUUCAGGAAGUGCUCAAUAAAGAAUAAGUCUGACAGUUCCGCGAUGGUAACUUAUGAGCACCCCUUGGUUCUCCCAGAAUGUUGCCCCAACACACAGGCCAGAGUCUCAUUUACACCCAGGGCCCAUGGGGGUGGGGGGAGUAUUUUAGUUUGUAGCCCAUGCUACAGCCCGGCUGAUCCCCUCACCACGCUGAAUACAGACACCUUUACACCCCCUGGGACCUCUACCUGGUUGUAACCUUCUGAGGUGCUCUCUCUUCUUUCCGACCUAUCCCAGAAUACCUCCUACUGGCAGCCUUCCUGAAGUCUUCCAGGCAGGUUCAUUGGCUUCCUUCUAGCAGCAUUUUGGGCUGGGAGGGUUCCAACUUUGUAAACCUUAAUUACUAUGGUUACUGAAGUUUUUGCAUUUCAAUGCCUGGGGCAGGAACUGAAUCUUAAUCAUCAGUGGAUCUACAGUUUCUCACAGAAGGGCUGGAACUGAGACCUGUCUGUCUCCAAAGCUUACUGCUUUCCCAGAAUGUUUUAAUAGCAUAAGCAGACAUAUUGACAUAGACAUGCACUUAUUUUGAAAGGGUUUAAGAGACCCUUUAGGGACAGCUAGGGAAGGAAUUUAAUACAUAUCCUUCCAAAAUUCUAUGUCCACAUUUUAAAAACAGAUGUCGGGGAUUUUCACAGGAUCAGAACAUUUUGGAAUUGCAAGGGUCCAAUUCCUUUAUCUUACUAAGGGGAACAUGGGACUCAGAGAGGCUAAAGGAUUGUAGAGAACACACAGCAUGAAACUGCCUCGAACCCAGAAUUGGCUGCUAAUCUAUGUCUCUCACUUCUUGCAAUGGUGACAAGGAUGAUAGGAAAAGCUAAGUUGUAAUUCUUUCGAAGUAACAUCACCAGUCAGGAUUUCCAAACCACCAUGUAUGUCAAGAAGCCCUCCCCCUGCGUGAAUGUCUGUUGUUUUCUUUCAUCGCCAUUCUCCAGUCUCAUCCCCUACAACAGUUCUAGAGUAUUCAAGAAAUACCCUUGACUUCGUAUGUAUCCUUCGAAAAUGGAGUGUUAUUUUCUGUGUGUAUUCAUUUUAAAUUUACAUAAAAGUUAUGAUUUACAUAGAUUGGGCUAUGGACCACAUUCUGUGACUCUUCCCUGCCCUCCCCGCCCACCCCCCAUUCAGCAUUGUUUUAACAUUUUGACCAAGUUAAAGUGCAUACAUCUGGUUCAUUGAUGCCAACAUUUGCCUGGUUCUCUAUUAUAUGCAUCUACAUUUUACUUACCUAUUCCCCUGGCAGUGAACACUUAGGUUGCCUUCAACUCCCUUUUCUAUAAACGAUGCUGUGAAGAGAUCCUUCUCAAUGUUCCCCUAUGCACCAAUGUAAGAAUUUCUCUGGAAUGUACACCCAGGAGUGACAUUCCUAGAUCAUAGUCUAUACUCAUACUUAACUGGAUGAAGAACUACCAGAUCACUUCUGGACUGGCUGUACCAGUCUACACUCUCACCCAUGGUUACAGGAGCGCUUCCGUUUUCCUAAUUCUCCACCCACCCUUGGCAUUAUCCAAUUUUCAAAUUGCUGGUAGGUGUGAAGUAAAAUCUUGUCUUUAGUUUGAAUUUCCCUAAGAUUACUAAUGGGUUUGUAGUCAUGUGCUCAUUAAUCAUUUGAACUUAGAUAAUUCUGACACAAUGUCACAUAGUGAUCAAUAAAGUGGCCCGUGGACCCAUGUUGUUAGGGUUCAAUUUCUGGCUCCACCUAGUUUGUGAUUUGGGGCAGACUGUUUAACCUCUCUCUGGGCUUCUACUUCUUCAUCUGUAAAAUGCAAAUAGUUUUACUGUUGACAUAAUAGCAUAGUUUUGAGGAUUUAAAAUUGCUUAAAACAGUGUCUGGCAAGAAAUAAGUACUUAAUAAAUGUUAUGUUUUGUCCUGAUAGAUGUUAUGUUUUGUCAUUUUCCAUGCAGCCUCCCUUUUCACUCUAGUCCAUAAUUCCAUUUCCCCUGCCCUUUUCAAAAAAAGUUUAUAUU